Molecule: messenger RNA, 1148 nt
Organism: Oryza brachyantha (malo sina)
Lineage: Eukaryota; Viridiplantae; Streptophyta; Magnoliopsida; Poales; Poaceae
Product: F-box protein PP2-B10-like
Exons: 3
Coding region: 1-879 (292 amino acids)
Molecular function (GO): protein binding
Source: RefSeq, a predicted model, not a curated record
AUGGCGAGCGGCGGCGAGGCGGCGGCGGCGGCCGAGGAGACGCGCGUCGGCGACCUGCCGGAGGCGUGCCUGGCCGAGGUGAUCGCGCUCACCUCGCCGCGCGACGCGUGCCGCCUGGCCGCCGUGUCGCCGUCGUUCCGCGCCGCUGCGGAGUCGGACGCCGUCUGGGGCCGCUUCCUCCCGCCGGACUACCGCGCCGUCGUGCCCCUGGCGCCGGCGGCGCCGACGCCGGCGGGCGGCGGCGGGAGGAGGAAGAAGUGCGUCUACCUCGGCCUCUGCGACAAGCCCGUCCCCGUCGACGACGGCAGCAUGAUGGUGUGGCUGGAGAAGGAGAGCGGCGCCAAGUGCUUCGCGUUGCCGGCGAGGAAGCUGAGCUUGCCAUGGGAGGACGGCGAGUUCAGCUGGAGAUGGACUCCUCACCCUCUCUCCAGGUUUGAGGAGGUGGCGCAGCUGGUGGACUGCACGUGCCUGGACAUCUACGGGCGGCUGCCGGCGUCGGCGCUGACGCCGGCGACGGCCUACGCGGCGUACCUGGUGUUCGGCACCGCGGAGGGCCAGCGCGGGCUGAGCUUCCCGGACCAGGAGACGACGGUGGCCAUCGGCGGCCGCGUGGUGGCGCGCCACGCCGUCUGCCUCCGCCCCGACGACGCCGAGGCGCGCAAGUUCAGGGGCGUCGGCCUCGGCGGCGCCGCCCCGGUCAGGCGGCCGGCGCGGCGGGGCGACGGGUGGUCGGAGGUGGAGGUCGGGCGGGUCUCCGCCGGCGAGGCGGCGGGCGGCGCCGGCGCCGGCGAGGACGUGGUGGCCAGCUUCGAGGUGCUCGGGUGGUACCCCAAGCGCGGCCUCCUCGUCGAGUGCAUGGAGUUCAGGCCCGUCUCCUGAACGGCCGUGAUCGCGUGCUCCGCAUGCAUCGGACGGUCCAGCGUUUGGACACGUGGGCCGAUCUUGAGCCGUCAGUUCAUCUCGUUGAUGAACUGCUUGCGUGCCUAUAAGUUAUAGUGAAUUAAUGUAUAUGAUACAUGUUACAUUAUGAUAGUGUUUACAAAACCGUUUGGUCACUAAAUACCGCUUCUGAUUAGUAUUAGCGACGACCUAUUGCUGAACAGUAAAAAAUGAUACUCCCUCUGUGACACCGUUAACUUUUAGGAUUA